AUGAACGAAUUAAAACUUGGAACCACAAAUAUACCAAAUUCAGUAGUAUUGGAUAGAGCAGAACUACGACAAAUGUGUGCACAAUUUGCACCAUUAGUGGAAAAAUACUGUCAACCGGCAGCUGCAAUUGCAAAUGUGCAUCUUCAACAGUGUCAGCAGUAUUUUAGGAAUUGUGGUCAAUAUUUAUCAGCAACAGAUCCGCUUUAUGCAGUUGCAAAUGCCUACAACUCUAGUGUUACACUGAAUUUGGGUAGUCUCAGUGUCAAGGGUAUUCCGUAUUAUCCGAUCAACGAUGAAGGAACGAUCGAAGUCAGUAACUUGGCUAAUAUUCCAUUUGGAACCUGGGGAGGCGGCUAUGCAAGUAUGGUUUUUUCUUUAUUAUUCAUUUCACCUGAACCUAACCUUAAUAUCUAUUCUUUAAGCGUUUUCUAG
Enterobius vermicularis (human pinworm) is the source of this 432-nucleotide messenger RNA. Lineage: Eukaryota; Metazoa; Nematoda; Chromadorea; Rhabditida; Oxyuridae. The record is from the annotation of a GenBank genome assembly.